UCUGAGGUAGAAAUAAAUUAUCCUGGCACUAACCCAUCUCUCCUGUUACAAAAAUUCAAACAAACACUUGACGAAGAGUCAAUCAAGUAAAAGUAAAAGUAAAGAUAAAAGCUUUGACUAAUGUAGAAUGUAGAUAGAUAUAUCAGUUAUCUUAGUCGUUGAAGUAAAGCUUCCAAAGGGCUAUAAAAAGCAAAGGUCUUUGGUCAGGUCGAGUCUUUCUUUGUGAUCAGAACAACGUCUCAGUCGCUUCGAUCUCUAAUUCUCUCUUACCCACCAAAACAAACAGAAGACCCAAGAAUCGAAUCAGAAGUGGAAUACAUAGGGAAUUUGGGGUUUAGUCACUCUCACUCUUUUCUUUCAAACUCCUUCCCAAAAAGAAACUCUCUUUAGCUCCUUACUGUUGGGGGUAGAGGAAAUUUCAAAGCCAAAAACAGAGAGAAAAAAACAAAUAGAGUGAUACUGUUUGAUGCUACUGCAGUGUUACUAUAAAGUAUAUAAAGAUAUAUAGUAGUUGAAUAGGGGUGAAAAGGGUGUUUUGUUCAACAACUGCGAAGACCAUUGAAUCGGGGGGUGAGGUGAGGGAGGAGUGAGAGAUUUUUUUCCUGCUUUUAAGGUCUCGCCGUCUUUGGAUACAGCACUGUUUUUUUUUCUUUCAGCAGAGAAAAUUGGUGGCCGCAUUAAAGUAAGGAGCUUUUACUGUGGAUAAAGUUUAGUUUUUCUUGACAGAGGAGGGAGGCAAAUAGAUUCGGAGCAGGAGAUUUGAGGUAAUUAUUUCGGGAGGCAUUUAAAGCUCUCUGCCAGUUCUUGGGUGGAGAAUUCUUCUCUUAUUGCAUAUAUCCAACUCUGCCCUGCUAGCCUAUUUGGCCUUUUCCUUUUCCAUUAUUGAGAAGGAGAAAAAAAAUAAAGGUGAUAGAUCAACUAAGCAAAGGACAGUCUUUCGAUCGCACUCAUUUGGGGUCAUUGACAGAUCUCUGGUUGAUUUUCUUCAAUCUUUUACUAGAAAGAGACAACUCAGAACAAGAUCUACCAGGAUUAGACGUUGCCUUUAGAGAAAAACGAAGACAAUGUUGCCUCAGAAGCAAGCAGAAGAAGCAAUAGUCUCCAACUUUAGCGAGAAGGAGCAUGAAACCAAAGAAGAAAAAGAAGAAGAACAACAAUCAAUGUUUAGCGUUAAGAACCUCCUCUGGCAUGGUGGCUCUGCUUGGGAUGCCUGGUUCAGUUGCGCCUCCAAUCAAGUGGCACAAGUGCUGUUGACACUGCCCUAUUCCUUCUCUCAAUUGGGUAUGCUGUCAGGAAUUCUGCUUCAGGUAUUUUAUGGACUGAUGGGAAGUUGGACUGCAUAUCUCAUCAGUGUGCUCUAUAUAGAGUAUAGAAGCAGGAAGGAGAAGGAAAACGUCAGCUUCAAGAACCAUGUCAUCCAGUGGUUUGAAGUGCUUGAUGGGCUGCUGGGUCCAUACUGGAAGGCAGUUGGACUUGCCUUCAACUGUACAUUCCUAUUAUUCGGAUCUGUCAUACAACUUAUAGCCUGCGCAAGUAAUAUUUACUACAUCAAUGACAAAUUGGACAAGAGGACAUGGACCUAUAUUUUUGGAGCUUGCUGCGCAACCACUGUUUUCAUACCCUCUUUUCACAACUAUCGUAUUUGGUCUUUUCUAGGCCUUGGGAUGACCACCUAUACGGCCUGGUACUUGGCCAUAGCUGCCCUUGUUCACGGCCAGGCUGAGGGGGUGACGCACAGCGGUCCAACAAAGCUAGUGCUCUACUUCACCGGAGCCACCAACAUUCUCUACACCUUUGGCGGACACGCUGUGACUGUUGAAAUCAUGCAUGCAAUGUGGAAGCCUCAAAAAUUCAAGUAUAUAUACUUGUUGGCCACACUGUACGUUUUUACCCUAACCAUUCCAUCCGCUUCUGCCGUCUACUGGGCAUUCGGGGACCAGCUUCUCAACCAUUCCAAUGCCUUUUCUCUCCUCCCCAAGUCCGGUUUCCGUGACGCUGCCGUCAUCUUAAUGCUUAUUCACCAGUUUAUAACAUUUGGGUUUGCUUGUACUCCAUUGUACUUCGUGUGGGAGAAAGUGAUUGGGAUGCAUGACACAAGAAGCAUUUGUUUGAGGGCGCUGGCAAGGCUGCCAGUGGUGAUUCCAAUCUGGUUCCUGGCGAUCAUCUUCCCAUUCUUUGGGCCCAUAAACUCUGCUGUCGGUGCUCUUCUGGUUAGCUUCACCGUCUACGUCAUCCCAGCUUUAGCCCAUAUGCUCACCUACAGAAAAGCCUCUGCUCGACAGAGUGCUGCAGAAAAGCCUCCAUUCUUCAUGCCAAGCUGGACUGCAAUGUAUGCAUUCAACGCCUUCAUUGUGGUGUGGGUUCUGGUGGUUGGAUUUGGGUUCGGUGGAUGGGCUAGCAUGACCAACUUCAUCAGGCAAAUUGACACUUUCGGUUUGUUUGCCAAGUGCUAUCAGUGCAAGCCUCCAGUACCAGCAGGAGGAGCAACUCCACCGCACCACUGAGCUGACUCAUGAUCAACAACUCAACCUAAAUUCAGCCCAAAAGAAGGACCAAAAAAGAAAAAGAAACAAAACCCAAAAAAAUGAAUUCCCUGUUUUUCUCCAUAUUUUGUAUCAUACAUGGGCGGAUAGCAAAAUCUCCCCUACAUGUGAUGUGUGCUGGAUUUUUGCCUUUUUUUUUUUCUAUUUUUUCUCUCCCCUUAAAUUAGUUGAUAAUUAAAAAUAGUAUGUUGAAUUGGAAUGAUUCCCUUGCUAUCAAAAGCAUUGGCCUAAUUAAAUCCGAUAAUAUUAUAUGUUUAGCUUUCUCA
This is a messenger RNA of Durio zibethinus, 2809 nucleotides long. Its product is annotated as auxin transporter-like protein 2. The record is from RefSeq and is a predicted model, not a curated record. NCBI's taxonomy places the organism in Eukaryota, Viridiplantae, Streptophyta, Magnoliopsida, Malvales, Malvaceae.